UGGCUAAAGGAGGGUCUUAGUUCCCACUGACUGAGACUUGCCUGUUCCCCUGGCCCCUGCACUCUCUGUUCUCCAGCAUGGCGUGUCUGUGUUUCCUGGGAGGCUCCUGGAUGAUGGCUCUGAUGUUGCUAUUGAUGCUGCUGAGCCCUCUCCUGACUUCGGGAAGGGACGUACCACCACAUUACAUGUACCAGUUUAAGCCCGAGUGUCAGUUCACCAACGGGACGGAGCGGGUGCGGUUCCUGGACAGAUAUUUCUACAACCGGGAAGAGUACGUGCGCUUCGACAGCGACGUGGGGGAGUACCGGCCGGUGACGGAGCUGGGGCGGCCCAAAGCCGAGUACUGGAACGGGCAGAAGGACCUCAUGGAGGACGCGCGGGCCGCAGUGGACACUUACUGCAGACACAACUACGGGGUAAAUGAGAGCUUCACGGUGCAGCGGCGAGUUGAGCCGACAGUGACCGUGUACCCCGCGAAGACCCAGCCCCUGCAGCACCACAACCUCCUGGUCUGCUCUGUGAAUGGUUUCUAUCCAGGCCUCAUUGAAGUCAAGUGGUUCCGGAACGGCCAGGAGGAGGAGGCUGGGGUCGUGUCCACAGGCCUGAUCCGUAAUGGAGACUGGACCUUCCAGACCCUGGUGAUGCUGGAAACAGUUCCUCAGAGUGGAGAGGUCUACACCUGCCACGUGGAGCAUCCAAGUCGCCCGAGCCCUAUCACCGUGGAGUGGAGGGCUCAGUCAGAAUCUGCACAGAGCAAGAUGCUGAGUGGAAUCGGGGGCUUUGUUCUGGGUCUGCUCUUCCUGGUGGUGGGGCUGUUCAUCUACUUCCGGAAUCAGAAAGGACACACUGGACUUCAGCCAACAGGACUCCUGAGCUGAAGUGGAGAUGCUGACACUCCAGGAAGAACCUUCUUUUCAAGCCUCUUCACAGAGUAAAAAUGUUUCCUGCUUGGCUCUUAUUCUUCCACAAACACAGUGCUUUUACCACACCUGGUUUGUCCUGGGUUCAGUGACCCUGCAGAACCCAUGCCCCCUGAUGGUCCUCUCCACCCCGUACUUGACCUGGAAGCCCCAGUACUGACUGCAGUACCUUAUCUUCAUUCUUCCCGGUCCCCUGUGAAUGCUGCCCUCACAGCCUCCCCUGUAUUAGAAUUCACCUUCUGCUCAUGUAUCUUUAUAAGCUUUUCUCAAAUAAACAUGGAGUGACAACCA
This is a messenger RNA of Hyaena hyaena (striped hyena), 1211 nucleotides long. Its product is annotated as DLA class II histocompatibility antigen, DR-1 beta chain-like. The record is from RefSeq and is a predicted model, not a curated record. NCBI's taxonomy places the organism in Eukaryota, Metazoa, Chordata, Mammalia, Carnivora, Hyaenidae. Bases 78 to 878 code for a protein of 266 amino acids. Gene Ontology annotation, molecular function: MHC class II protein complex binding. Gene Ontology annotation, biological process: immune response; antigen processing and presentation of exogenous peptide antigen via MHC class II; peptide antigen assembly with MHC class II protein complex. Gene Ontology annotation, cellular component: MHC class II protein complex; late endosome membrane; lysosomal membrane. The transcript is spliced from 6 exons.